This is a messenger RNA of Toxorhynchites rutilus septentrionalis, 2294 nucleotides long. RefSeq names its product probable cytochrome P450 4ac1. The transcript is spliced from 3 exons. NCBI's taxonomy places the organism in Eukaryota, Metazoa, Arthropoda, Insecta, Diptera, Culicidae. The record is from RefSeq and is a predicted model, not a curated record. Bases 8 to 1546 code for a protein of 512 amino acids. Gene Ontology annotation, molecular function: monooxygenase activity; heme binding; oxidoreductase activity, acting on paired donors, with incorporation or reduction of molecular oxygen.
AUUGAGAAUGGACUACCUAACAAUCGUUCUCCUGAUUUUACUUUUUCUAAUCAUACUCUACGAAAUACAACUUCGGCUACUACCUAGCUAUAGGGCAGCGAAACAGUUCCCCGGUCCUCGACCGCUACCAUUGCUGGGCAAUGCGUUUAGUUUGCUGUUCAAUGAUCAAGUGAGCUCAUUUUAUCUACCGCGUCGAUGGGCUCAGGAAUUCCACGCUAGUUACGCGUUAUUGGUCCGUGGUGGUCUAAUAUUGAACGCGAUUCGCGCAAGGGAAACGGAAGCACUGCUGUCCAGUUCGCGGUUGAUCGACAAAAGUGUACUCUACACAUUCCUUCGUCCGUUCAUGGGCGUGGGGCUGCUGAACAGCACCGGACAAAAGUGGUUCCACAGAAGGAAGAUUCUAACGUCGGCGUUCCAUUUCAAUAUCUUACCCAAGUUCCUGGUUACAUUCCAGGAGGAGUGCGAAAAGCUUGUCGAACAGAUAGACAAGGAUGUGCAAAAGCGAAAGGAGACAACACUGCAGCUUGUGGCGGCACGCUUCACAUUGAACACAAUCUGUGAAACGGCUAUGGGAGUGAAAUUGGAUUCGAUGACGGCUGCUGACGAUUACAGAGCGAAUAUUCAAGACGUAGUGAAACUUUUGCUUCUCCGCGUGAUGAAUCCAUGGCUUAUGGAGGAUUUCACUUACGCGAUUUUUGGAUUCAAGGCACGCCUCGUGAAAGCACUGGAGCCAAUUCAUGGAUUCACUCGCGCCAUUAUCAAGCAAAGAAGACAAUUAUUUCACGCAAACGUGAAAAACCUGGAUGAUUUUUCCGAGGAAAAUAUUUACUUGAACACAAUUCAACGGUAUGCGUUGCUCGACACUCUGUUGGCCUCUGAGGCAAGGGACCAAAUUGACGAGGAAGGGAUUCGUGAAGAAGUUGACACAUUCAUGUUUCGAGGACACGAUACCACGGCAUCAGCUUUCACUUUCAUUUUCCUUCUGCUAGCCAACCAUCAGGAUGUCCAGCAGCAGGUCUUCAACGAGAUCGAAUCGUUUAUGGCAAAUAGGACAAAUCGUGAUGCUCCUUUGUCUAUGGCAGAUUAUAAUGAGUUGAAAUUGCUGGAUCGUGUGAUAAGAGAGUGUCUCCGUUUAUAUCCACCGGUGCCGUUUAUAAGUCGAUUAGUUACCGAAAACACUUGGUUCGAGUACCGAUUCAUUCCAAAGGAUACGAUGAUUAAUGUGCACAUAUUUGAUGUGCAUCGGGAUCCUGUGCAGUUUCCAGAGCCGGAGCGAUUCGAUCCGGAUCGGUUUCUACCGGAGAAUGUGGAAAAAAGAAAUCCUUACGCGUAUGUACCAUUCAGUGCCGGACCGAGAAACUGCAUUGGUCAACGAUUCGCAAUGUUGGAACUAAAAUCGAUCCUUGUUUCAGUGCUGCGCAGGUUUCGCGUUUUCCCGGUCACAAAACCAGACGAAGUGGUCUUCGUUGCCGAUAUGGUGCUUCGCUCAAAAGACCCAAUCAUAGUGGAAUUCGAGCGGCGCUUGGGCUGUUCUGCCCGUGAUUAGCCACGUUCGGAACAUUUCUCAAACUCUCCAUCAAUAUAAAAAUGUAAUCCACUCUCAUGGGUAAACGAUCUAUUUCCUACCUUACAUAGUUGGGGUAGUAUCUUUAGAGUUUUGUAUGUUGCACAAACAAUGUAUAACUUACACGUACAAAUAUCUGAUUAAGUUUGUAGAGAAAUAAGAAAAACUCACAUCUUAUUGUUGCACCUGCUGUUGCUGGGACUGUUGAAUGUUCGGUGGCAUUACCUGCGGUACUCCACCGGCCAGACCCUGCUGCUGUCCAGCAGUUUGCGCUGCAGUUUGCUGUGCAGCUCCCGAUUGGGUACUGCUUUGCCCACUAGCCUCAACAUUCUGCUGCUGCUGCUGCUGCUGUUCCACGCCUAUUUCAUCAACAUUCAAUCUGGUUAUGAAACGUAGCCGCAUCUGCAAUGCGGGUCGAAGCCGACGAAUGAUCGCCUCCAGUUCGGUUUUCAUCAUGUCACCCACGAACAUGUACUUGAUGUGGUACAGCAGAUCACAUAUCGGAUCCAUGUAUUUCAGGGGCACCGAUGGUUGGGACUUAUCGACCUGUUCCAGCAGUUCGUAUAAAAUAAGAGUUAUAUCCGACACGGCCCGGGGACGUUCCGUGCUGAGACGAUUCAAGAAUGGACCGACUAGGUGGCAUAAGUAGAUUAGUUGGUAUUCCGUUUUGAUGAGGGGUUUGAAUUUUUCCUUGAUUAAGCUGUGACAAUAAAAUGAUGUAUUAUAGCAU